Macrosteles quadrilineatus (aster leafhopper) is the source of this 3912-nucleotide messenger RNA. It is a transcript of the gene Nt5c, whose product is annotated as 5'-nucleotidase domain-containing protein 3. Gene Ontology annotation, molecular function: 5'-nucleotidase activity. The transcript has 10 exons. NCBI's taxonomy places the organism in Eukaryota, Metazoa, Arthropoda, Insecta, Hemiptera, Cicadellidae. The coding region runs from base 116 to 1615 and encodes 499 amino acids. The record is from RefSeq and is a predicted model, not a curated record.
CUGCCAGAGUAUCUCAAGGUUAUGUUAUUUUUCUCAAGCAACAUGCAAACAUCAUUUACCAUUAGUUUUACAAUGUUCUUCCAAUAUUCAAAUAAAAUGUUUCCGAAAAAUUCACAUGGAAGCCCCAAAAGGUGACCCUAUUGACGCGUAUUUAAAAACGAAACAAAAGUAUGAAUCCAAGAAAUUGCCACCAAAUGUGAAUCCAAGGGGAGUGUUUGCCUGCAAUGAGUUGGACCUCGAAGAAGUUAAUGUUUAUGGUUUUGAUUAUGACUACACUCUUGCUGUGUACAAGCCAUCAAUGGACUUCCUGCUGUACAAUUUGGCUCGAGAAACUCUCAUAUCCAAGUACAAGUAUCCAAGAGGCAUCAUGGAGUUGGAAUACAAGCCGGGAUUUGCUAUCCGAGGUCUCCACUACGACAUAGAGAAAGGAUUGCUGAUGAAGAUUGACUCGUUUCUGCAGAUCCAGCUGGGCACUGUGUACCGUGGACUGAGUCCCGUCACUGAUGAUGAGGUAUUGCGGCUGUACAAGAACAGGAUCAUACCUCUAGCCUAUGUCGAGACUCAUGGCAAAAACGCUCAGGUUGACUCAAGUAAUACGUUUCACGAAUUACCCCACCAUCCCCGUUUUCCCCGUUCUUACGUAACAUCCAAGAUGGUACAGUUGGCAGACAUGUUCAGUGUGCCAGAGAUGUGUCUUCUGUGCAACAUCACUGAGUACUUCAUCCAGAAUGGCAUCGACUUUCAUCCUGAGAUUCUGUUCCGUGAUGUCAAGAACUCUGUUGGAUCAUCUCACCCAGUCAUGCACAAACUGUUACAAGAAGAUGUCUCUCAAUACAUAGAGAAAAACCCAGGAAUCACCUACUUCUUCCAGAGGCUAGCGGAUGCUGGUAAAAAGCUAUUUCUUGUCACCAACAGCCCUUACAAAUUUGUGAACAAGGGCAUGUCUUGGAUGGUAGGAGACAACUGGGAAGACUUCUUCGAUGUUAUCAUCGUCCAGGCUCGUAAACCGUUGUUCUUCACUGAUGAGUCAAGACCUCUUCGCAUCUACGACAAAGAGAACGACUCUUAUCUUUGGGACAAGGUUACUGAACUAAAGAAGGGAGUCAUAUACUUUGAGGGCACCAUCAACCAGUUGAAGGAUAUGACAGGUUGGUACGGCAGUGAAGUGUUGUACUUUGGAGAUCAUCCAUACAGUGACUUAGCGGAUGUUACGCUGGAGCAUGGCUGGCGCACUGGGGCAAUCAUCAACGAACUUGUGCACGAGAUAGAAACCUUAAACGAUGAACACUUCAAGAGGACGUGCAACUGGCUGCAGAUGCUGACACAGCUGAUAGAAGACUGGCAGGACUCUGGGGAUCCCAGGGCAGUGGAAGCGAAUCACCAGUGGGAAAUGGAGAGAGACCAACUCAGGCAGUCAAUGAAGUGUGUGUUUAACAAGCAGUUUGGCAGUGUGUUCCGCACCUACCACAACCCCACGUAUUUCUCGCGUCGGCUGUUCAGGUUCGCUGACAUCUACACCUCCCAUAUUACCAACCUACUGCAGUACUCGGUCAACCACACGUUCUACCCUCGCCGCGGCGUCAUGCCGCACGAGUACAUCUCCUACUUCGUCUAGUGAUCUCACCGAAAGUGUUCUUGCUCAGUAUCUGUAAGGUAGCAUCAGCUCAAUUCUGAUAUUCUCGCUAUAAGGUUUGAGGGUUUUAUUUUAUUCUUCCUGUUGGGUUUGAUACCUUUGUUUAGCAAGUCAAGUUUGAUACAUGCUUGCAGUGUUGGAUCAAUUGCAGCAGUUUGCAUUACAUGUAUAUUGAAUAAUGUUAUUAUAAGCGGAAGUUUAUCAGUAUGAGCUCUCCAACGAUUGAUCAUAAGGUGACUUUGUUUUCGAUUAGUCCAGUGACAUUGUUAAGGACCACAACCAAUCAAAUCCAUGUUGUUGCAGCUAUUAUUGACUGUAGAUACACAAUGGAGGUGGGUGUUUUCAACGUAAUGGGAUAAAUAAUACUAUUACUGAAGUGUUUUUGGUUGUAGAUUAACGAGAAUACCCUAUUAUCUAUACUUAUGUAAUACGCAAGCAGGUUUUUUGUGACAAUUACUCCUCCGAAACUCCUGAACCGAUUGACAUGUUUUUGGUGUCAUUGGAAAGAGUGUAACGUGCAGUUGUGCAGGAAACUUUAUCUUUAAGGAAAUAAUUACAGAGUGAGGCCCUGGGGCCCUUUAAAGUGCUAUAUUGUUAUUAAACUCCAGCUGUUGUCAGAAAUUAAAAGUGAGAAGAUGAGAAUGUUAAUUGUAAACAGUCAAUGUUUAAACUAUCUAGAAGAUAAACAUGGACAACCUAAUGCGGCUGUAAGUGGGAACAAUUUUUGGGAAACACUAAAAACAAGAUCAGCUUUUGAAAAAUGAUAAGAUAUUUACAAGAAAUUUUGAUUCCAUUAACCUGUUAGAAACUUCGUCAGUAUUUCCAUUACUUAAAUAAUCAUUGAGUAAUUUGAGUUGAUUCUUUUAAACUCAUCGGAAAUUAUGGUUGUCAUUUGUUUUCAAGCAACUCCUGUAAUACUUUACCUUUGCUAUAUUUCGAGCAACAUGUACACUAGUUUAUAUACAAACUCUGAACUGUUUCAAGGAGGAAAUGAAAUAACUAUCAGUUUAGUGUCUUCCUAGCUCACAAAAUAAUAUUGUUUUAGGAAUAUAUGACUGGGUAUAGCAUGUUAUUUUUGUAACGUCAUCUGAAUUGUUAGAACAAGUGUGUAAAAUGACGGUGAUCGUGUCUUCCUAUUAACAGCGAGCUUCACAAAAUAAGCGUGCUGCUAAAAGACAUAAAUUUCUUUAAUAUACAUACACAUGGUUUUAAACUGUGCAAAACUAAAGCGACUAAUUAUACUUGAACCCUUAUUUAGUAAUCUAUGUGGUUUCAAUUAAAAAAAUACAUUUCAGUAUGCACUACCUUUAGACCUUACUCCAAACGAUUAUUUAUCAAUUGUCUUCAAUUCAAUUUACUUUUUCAUAUGGAUGUCCUAAGAGGCCAAAAACACUAUUUGUGUAAAUUGUUACAUAUGCAUAUAAAAAAAUGUAUCGGGUUUUUUACUUGUGAUAAUAUGAGAAUUGAGUUUGAUGCAAGGUAUAUCUUAUUUGCUUAUAAGAGUUUUAUUUUUGAGGCUUUUCCAAGAAUGAAGUUGUGAUUUGUUUAGUGAUUAAUACAAGAGGGCAAGUAUUGAAAAUAUUAGUUACAAUGAGAGAGUAUUAUCUGUACAUGUAAAUUUGGCAUGGUUAUUUUUUUUUGUUUUAAAUUUAAUUUAGGUUUUAGCAUGUUUAUAUUUAGAAGACCAUAUUCACACUUAAAUAGAAUUUUGUUUUGCUAUAGUUAAAAAUAUUCUUUACCGGUAUCGGCGGUAUCACCCAAAAGAAAAACUCUAGUGGCGAUGGUUGUUUGAGUUCAACAAAUGUUGAUGAAACUAUAUUUUACUAACUACCGUACUUUACAUUUAAUGCGCUAUAGAGAGUUAUAUUUUUAUAGAUUUUAAUGCUGAAUUCCUCCAUUUUAGAAAGGUUGUUGUCAAAUUUAUGGAUCUAUGCAUGUUUACCAUUUAAGGUUUUAAUUGUUUAUUGUAAUAUAUAUAUUUACGUCUAUACAUCCGUUUUAGUACUGUUAUAUUGAACACUUGAGAGUUUAUAUCAAAGAAUUAUUUUUAAUCGCUAGAAUCAUAUGUAUCUUCCAUGUUUAUCUAGACAAAAUUAUUUAUCAGCUGUUUAUCAUAUGGUUAGGCUAUAUCAUUACUAUCAAAAGUGUUCUAGUGUUAGUAUGUAGCAUAUUUUUGAAGAUUUUUGUGUGAUCGCUUUUUUAGAACUUGACAAUAACACUUAAUUAAUUAACUUCCAGAUUUAAAUCCUUGAUUUAGAUUUAGAAUGCAUUUAGAGCUU